Messenger RNA from Engraulis encrasicolus (European anchovy), 2930 nucleotides. RefSeq names its product E3 SUMO-protein ligase ZBED1-like. Gene Ontology annotation, cellular component: nucleus. The transcript has 3 exons. Gene Ontology annotation, biological process: regulation of transcription by RNA polymerase II. The record is from RefSeq and is a predicted model, not a curated record. Bases 261 to 1982 code for a protein of 573 amino acids. Gene Ontology annotation, molecular function: DNA binding; protein dimerization activity. NCBI's taxonomy places the organism in Eukaryota, Metazoa, Chordata, Actinopteri, Clupeiformes, Engraulidae.
UAGCGUGAGAUUAACGCUGCGUGGCCUUAUGGUACAAUUUCCACCUAUUCUCAUAAGCUUGGUGUAUUCAAAGUCUUUGCUUCGGCAGCAGAGCUCAUUGUGUAAAAAAAGACGCCCAAACACUGGUUGGCGCUAGAGCCCUUUCUUUCAGCCCCACCAACUAAAGAACAAGUUGGGUGAUUUGGUCUCGUAGCAACCUGAGACUCAGCAGAGAUGAGAGAGACUGAGGUCGUCUGAGGUCCUCUGCGCUCUGAGGCGAAAUGGAGUCUACAACACUCCUGAACGGUAAAUUUAGUUUCAAAGUUUUGAAUAAUGGAUCGCUUGACAAGACCAAAGUCAUCUGUCGCGACUGUCAGAGUGAAUUUAGUUACCAUCGUAGCACCUCGACUUUAAAGUACCACCUAAUGGCUAAACAUCCAGCGGGAGAUUCAUCUCAGCCUCCUCAACGACAACAAACCCUGGAUGCAUUUAGAUCAAGGCAGAUGGACAACGCGACAAAGAACCAACUGACUGCAGCUAUUGCUAAAUGGCUGGCUACUUCGUGUAGGCCCAUCAGUCUUGUCGAAGACGAGGGACUGACCGAGAUCAUUCGUAUCGCCUCAAAAGACAGCUUAUACGAAGCUCCUUCCCGCGCAACCAUUAUGGACCGCAUUGAUACGUUAUACUCGACGGAGAGGGCAGCGGUGAAGGAUAAGCUGGAGCAAGCAGAAGCGGUCUCGCUGACAGGGGAUUACUGGACAUCUGUCAGUAAUGACAAUUACCUGGGUGUCACUGCCCAUUACUUCACCCGUCAGUGGGAGCUUCAGUCCCACGCUCUGACUGUGAUGAAGACCGAAGAGAGGCACUUCGCGGAUAAUGUUGUGGAUCACUUUAUGACAGUAGCCAGAGAGUGGGGAAUCGAAGAAAAAGUUGCGUCCCUGACUACGGACAGUGCGCGUAAUAUGGUAGCGGCCGCCAGGCAACUGCCGUUUGAACACGUACCCUGCGUAGCACACAGCGUGCAUCGGGCUGUCACUGUGUCCCUUCAUAACAGCCCGUUCGACUCAGCACUGGCGAAAUGCCGAAAACUCGUCGGCCACUUCAAGCAUAGCCCGGCAAAUGCCUCCGAGCUUAAACAACAACAGGCUGCUCACCAUCAAAAGCAAGAAGCUCUAACACAGGAGGUGCCAACCCGGUGGAACAGCACUCUGGAGAUGGUUAAGAGAGUCCACCGGAAUAUCAAACCGCUGAGGGAUGCGCUGGCACUUCAUCCCACGAGAAUACCCAUGCCAACUGCUGCUGAGCUAGAGAAAACGAAGAAGCUGGAAACUGCGUUGGAGCAUUGCAGGUAUGUUUCCGAUCUUCUGGGAGGAGAGAUGUAUGUGUCUUGCUCCGUGGUCCUGCCAGCAUUAUGUCACCUCUCCAGAGUGAUGGAUGCCACUGAAGAUGAUCCAGCAUAUAUGGUCAAGUUCAAGGCAACCUUCAAAGCUGACAUGGAUGGCCGCAAGGACAAGUACAACACCACUUGGCUGCGCAUCGCAACAGCACUUGACCCAAGGUUUAAAGACCUGAAGUGCCUCACCAAACCUGACCGGGUUCAGGUGUGGAAUUCCAUCCGCACCUUGCUCAUGGAGAUGCAGAGGCCUGCAGAGCUGGAUGACACACCUGAGCCAGCAAAGAAGAAACCAGCUCUCAUGCUGGCAGAUGAGUCAUCUUCGGACGAAGAGGAAGACAGUGUGGAGCGGUGCAUUGAUCGGUACAAGGCAGAGCCCAUGAUUAACCUAGAUGACAGUCCGCAAGAGUGGUGGUCCACACAUGCAGCAUCCCACCGUGAGUUGGCCAUUCUUGCACGGAGGUACUUGUCAACGCCUGCAACAUCUGUACCAUCAGAAAGACUGUUUUCCCUCUCUGGACAUGUGGUUCAGAAAAGACGAGCAUCGCUGUCUCCAGCAAAUGUCAACAGGCUUGUCUGUCUGAGCAACUGGCUCAAAGCAAAAAAGUAGGCUGGUGUGUGUGUGUGUGUGUGUGUGUGGUGUGUGUGGUGUGUGUGUGUGUGUGCGCGCGCGCUUGUGCAUGUUCUCAUUUUUGUUCAGAGGCUGUGUGUGUGUGUUUGUGUGUGUGUGUGUGUGUGUGUGUGUGUGUGUGUGCGCCACAGGCCAGUAGGCUGGUAACUCUUGGUGUAUAUGUAUGUUCAGUUGGUGUAUUUUCAAUCAAAAUGGCUCACCAUUAUCUAGAUUAAUUAACACCUACUGCAUUUUGAAAGCAGGGUAAAAUGUCUUUGUUCAAAAGACUGUAAUGACUCUUUUAUAUCAGCCUGUUUCGAGGGCCUACUCUUGAGCCUACAUACUGUAUUUGUUUGUUGUUUUUUUAUGCUACAUGCCACACCGUUCUUGCCAUAUGUUUUUAUGGUGUUAGUCAGUGUCUGUGACACUUGCAAGUUACAAAGCAACAAAAAAAUAGACUGUGUGUGUGUGUGUGUGUGUGUGCCACAGUUCAGUAUCCUGUGAUUACUGUGGUUGUGUGUGUGUGUGUGUGUGUGUGUGUGUGUGUGUGUGUGUGUGUGUGUGUGUGUGUGUGUGUGUGUGUGUGUGUGUGUUCUCAUUUUUGUUCAGAGGCAGAAAAGACUUUCAAGAGCAUAGGGUAAAAUGCUUGUCUUCGUUCAAAAGAUUGUUAUGAAUUUCUUUUAUAUCAGCCUGUUUUCAGGGCCUGCUUUUGAGCCUACAUAUUGAUUGUUUUGUUGUUUUUGUUUUUUGCUACAUGCACCCCUCCCCCCACCCUGUUCUUGCCAUGUUAUUAUGGCAUAUAUCAGUGUCUGACUGACACCUGUUUUAGUAAAAUAAAUAACAUUGACACAAAUCUACCCUGUAUGUAUUGUUUGUAUGUUGACAAGAGUAGUAAAAUGAUUUUCAACCAGAAAAAAAAAUGCGAUUAAUCGCGAGUUAACUUGGGGA